Oreochromis aureus is the source of this 2614-nucleotide messenger RNA. It is a transcript of the gene ube2nb, whose product is annotated as ubiquitin-conjugating enzyme E2Nb. The record is from RefSeq and is a predicted model, not a curated record. Bases 118 to 579 code for a protein of 153 amino acids. The transcript is spliced from 4 exons. NCBI's taxonomy places the organism in Eukaryota, Metazoa, Chordata, Actinopteri, Cichliformes, Cichlidae.
UCUACGUCAUCUGAAGCCACCGGAAGCGUGAGUUAUCUGUCCCCGCCCCAGCAGCUCAGUCAAUCCAACCUGAAGAGAAGGCGAGUCAACGGCUAAAAAUAUAAUAGCUAACACAAGAUGGCCGGUCUGCCUCGUAGGAUUGUAAAGGAAACGCAGCGGUUGAUGGCAGAGCCUGUUCCAGGGAUCACUGCUACGCCUGAUGAAGGGAAUGCACGCUACUUCCAUGUGUUCAUUGCAGGGCCUCAAGAUUCUCCCUUUGAAGGAGGCACAUUUAGACUUGAACUAUUUCUUCCAGAAGAGUAUCCCAUGGCAGCUCCCAAAGUGCGAUUCAUGACCAAAAUCUAUCACCCCAAUGUUGACAAACUGGGAAGAAUAUGUUUAGACAUUUUGAAAGACAAGUGGUCUCCAGCCCUGCAGAUCCGUACAGUGUUGCUAUCUAUCCAGGCAUUAUUAAGUGCUCCCAAUCCAGAUGAUCCACUGGCAAAUGAUGUUGCAGAGCAGUGGAAGAAAAAUGAAAGCCAAGCCAUUGAGACAGCCCGAACAUGGACCAGGCUCUACGCAGGCAACAGUGAAGUAUAGAAGAAGAGAAUCAAGGCGUCUGAAUGUGAUCCACAAAAUAUACUCCUAUUCUGUCAUUUGAAUUUAACGGACACAAAAAAAGAGAAAAAAAAUAUUAUAAGUCCAAAUCUAUCUGAAAGAAAUGACGAGCAGCAGACCUCUGGGUGGCAUAUGUUAAGACGCGUUAAAUGUGUGUUAGCCUUUUUUUCUUUUUUCUUUGUUUUUUUUGUUUGUUUGUUUUCUUUCCCCUGUGUUGCUAUUUAAAUGCAUGGACAGAGAAUGAGACCCUCCCCAUUACAGUCUUAAAACUCACAAUACAAUGUGUUGUCUUUAACCAGGCCACAUACUGGUACGUUUGCAAAGUGUACAUGCAUUAAAGCUGUCGUUCUUUUAACACAUGCAUUAUUUGUCAACACAUCUGUAUGUCUUUUUGUGUUAAUUCAGCACUGCACCGGUAGAAAUAGUAAAUGACACAUAAACUAUUAAUAAUGUAGGUUCCCAAAAUUUAGAGGGAUGGGGGGAAAAACCCAACACAAUUGGAAGGGGGAAAAACUAAAACAGCAGUUUAAAUGCACAGCAAGGGUGAAGCUGAAGGAUUUCACACAGGAAGUGCUUCCUCAAACUUUUAUACAAGCUCACACAAACGUAAGUUUAGCUGCUGAAUCCAGGUUAAAGAAAACUGGGAUAAUUGAGAGAUGUAUGCCCUGAUGUAAGUGCCAGGUUUGCUAAUGGGGAAUACAUAUUCCUUCACAGCCACAGCUCAUGUUUUAAAGAAUUUAGUCAGUGCCUAGUAUCCUGCAGGUUUUGUGUAUUCAUUCACACCUUACCAUUGGAAUCAGGUGUGUAGAAAAGAUAAUAGAAAUGUUCUAAUUAGAAUCCAAUGAAUGGGGAUUCCUGCAGUAAUCCAAGAGCUGCUGGUUGGUUGUAAGCCUGUUGUCUGAAAGCUUCAAGAAGUCUCAGAAACUUGAUUCAAUCUUUCUUUCAUUUUUUUCCCUCCUCAGUUUUCAGACCCUGUUUAGUUUGGGGAGGGUGGGCGGAGUACUUCCACAGGCUUAAAAAGUCAUUCCCAACACAUUAAGGGAGGCAGAUGAAUGCUCAGUGUUGAAAGAAACUAAAUGUCAUAGCAGAGUAGCAUGUGUUGAAAAUGACGUCAGCUUUUUAAGAGGGUAGGAAGUUAACUUGUUGUUGGUUUUAUGUUUAUUUUUAACUAUCUGUCCAUGCUAUAUCUGUGUUGCCUGUUUUCAAUUUUAUUUUCAGUGUUACUUCAUGUACCAUACCAAGCUGAUAACAGGACGGUUCAAACUAGACGUCAGAGGUGAAGGGGGGUGUUUUCUUUAAGGGGGAAGUUGCGGUUCUUGCCAUUGAUUACAAGGUUGUUUUCAGAGUUUUCUGCUUUUACAUUUAAUCAGUUCCCGUGGGUAAAUUCAGUCACUGUGGAAGCAGGAAGAGCGAUGUUACAAAUAAAGCGUGUUCAACUUCAAAAGGAUUUUUGAUUGGCUAAAGAGAAUGGAUGUCAUGCACGCUGUACGAUAAUCCCACAAAAUCCAGGGUGUGAUUCAAUUUGAUGAACACUUUAGAAAAUAUAGAAACUUUCCUUUUAAAAGGGAUCAAAUAACGUUAAAGGCUCACUGCUACAUUGCCUGUACCCUUCAUGUUGCUUCAUUGUGGCUCAUCUGAGAGAGGACUGACCGAAACCUGUUUGUAGCUUUUUUUUUUUCUUUUUUUUUUUCUUGGAUUAUCACAGGCUUUGCUUAGAUUUGAUGGUGUCCAGAAAUAUUAACUCUAACUGCUAUAUUUGCUGAAGCCUGGAAGAUGGAGCACGGCUUAAAACCUGGUUAAUUUAUUGUUUCCCUGAGGGACUUGAUGGUAAUCUAAAGGAAAAAAAAAACAGUCACUCACUGGAUUUUUGAAGUAUAUUGAUCAACAUACUGAGCUCAAACUGAAUAAUCAACUCCCCAUGUGAUGAAUAAAAAAAAACAGUUCUGUCAGUAAUUUCAGUGCAUUUGCAUACAUGGCUCUUCAAACACUCUGGUAAUAAACUGAGUUGAGUAAGUAA